AUGAAAAAAGGAUACAAAGUAACCGAUGUGCGCCGAGAGAAAAAAAUCGGUAUUGCCGCUGAAAGUCUACAGGAAUUGAUAGAGAAAUCAUGCAAAAAGUUUGGUUUCAAUGUCAGCUGCGCGGAAUGUCGGCUGUACGUGGCCGAAGACGGGACUUUGGUAGACGACGACGAGUAUCUCAAAACCUUACCACCACAAACUCUUUUCAUUUUAUUACAAAAAUCAGAAAAAAUGGUAACUGACUUUGAUUACUACUAUAAUAUGAUCAGAUCUACCAAGAAGGAUUAUAUUGACACUGGAAGGGCAGCAAAAGAAUUUCUCGACACCAAUUUACGGGAUAAGUUUAAGUUGUUCCAAAGGUACAUUAAUGCAGCAGAUAAUGCUAAGACAUUACUUAGUGAGCGUAGUCAGGAUCCUGAUUGGUUUGCAGGACUUGAGCCAUCUGAAAAAACGAAAGAACAAUCUAUGUCAAAAAGAAUAAAAGAAAGAAUGCGGGGAUACUACUACAAAACGAAAACAGCAUUGCAAUCUUCAGAACUGUAUGUGCAUUCAAAAAAUGGCGGCAGUAAGAAAUACAUAGAUCAAUUUCUCGUCGAUUUACGCAAGCUCCUUGAAGGUAGCAAGUAUAAUGAAGGAUAUUUUAACAGAAAGUAUGAAAAGGAACAAAGAAUGUGUGAUGAGACUGGUCUGUUUGAAUGUGGUGGUUUGUGGAAUAACAAUAGGUGUGUAUAUGAAAAUGAACAUAUCAUAAACCCAUAUAGGAGUCGUGAAGAAAGAAUCCUGUUUCAAACAUGGAAUUUGGAUCACAGAAUUGAAUUAUCCAGGUCCAUCAUACCCACAAUUUUGCAAGCACUAAACAAUAUUUACAUUGGCAAACUAUAUUGCACAGAUUGUAGGAGUAACACAAAUUAUGGCAACAUUGAAACGGAACGGUAUUAUCUACAGAUAUUUACGCGAGAAAACUUAAAGUUAGUACACAUUGUGUGCCAUUAUAAGGGAAAACACGAUGCAGCGUCUGAUUUGUACACGAUUUGCCAAAAGUGUCUUGUUAAGAAUCGCACAAAAUUUGGGCCAAAUAUUGCUAGACCGCAUGGUGGCCGAUUGAUAAGCAGCUACACAAGAUCCUCCUUAUCCUGGUAG
Leptosia nina is the source of this 1140-nucleotide messenger RNA. Lineage: Eukaryota; Metazoa; Arthropoda; Insecta; Lepidoptera; Pieridae. The record is from the annotation of a GenBank genome assembly.